Messenger RNA from Fusarium graminearum PH-1, 3070 nucleotides. RefSeq lists its product as uncharacterized. Gene Ontology annotation, cellular component: fungal-type vacuole membrane; fungal-type vacuole lumen. Gene Ontology annotation, biological process: endosome transport via multivesicular body sorting pathway. The record is from RefSeq and is a predicted model, not a curated record. The transcript is spliced from 2 exons. Bases 122 to 613 code for a protein of 163 amino acids. Gene Ontology annotation, molecular function: ubiquitin protein ligase binding. NCBI's taxonomy places the organism in Eukaryota, Fungi, Ascomycota, Sordariomycetes, Hypocreales, Nectriaceae.
CAAGCCCUCAACUCUGCUCUUUCAUUUUCAUCUUUCUACAAAUCAACACAGAAAAGACCUACAGUUCGUUUUCCAACCUAAACAAAACCAAUUUGAGAUUCUUUCUGCCUAUCGCGCAACAAUGUGUUCCGCCGACUUCUUCCUCGCUUUCCUUGCCAUUCUCUUCCCCCCACUGCCUGUAUGGGUCAAGUGCGGUCUCUGCAGUGCUGAUUCUCUUAUCAACAUCCUCCUCUGCUGUCUUGGCUACAUUCCCGGCCUCAUUCACGCAUGGUAUCUGAUCGCCAAGUAUCCCGAGCCACCCUACGAAUAUGAGUCUCUGCCCCAAGAUCGCGAGGGCAACCGCGUCACCUACGUCUACGUCCAGUGCCCACCAGGUCCUCACCAGCACGGUCAGAACAACAAGCAGCCAAAGCCUCAACCCAAGCCCCACUCUGGCAACACCGGAAACAUGAACUACGGUACCCAGAACGCUGCCAGCUCUUCUCACCCUGCGCCCCAGCAGCAGCAAGGCGUCACAAAUAACGGCGAGGGCAGCAGCUCUAAUGACCAGAGCGUACCUCCUUCCUACGCCGACGUUGUCGCCGGAGACCACAAGAUUCAAUCCAAGGACUAGAUGCUCUAUCGAAUGGUCUGACGGAAAUAAGAGUGUAGGCGGUUUCAAACCCGUCUCCAUUGCCACCAAGACGACAUGACACAAUUUUGCGCAGUCGACUUCAACAACAAGUGUGGGUGAGAUGGCCGAGUUGGUUAUGGCGCCAGGUUAAGGUUAACCUUAACACCAAUUUCCUGGUGGAGCAAUCCUCCUGGGUUCGAGUCCCAGUCUCAUCAAACGAUUUCAUUUUUGCAUCUUUCCACGAUGUUUUUUGGUGGGAACUCGAUACCCAGGAGGGUUAGCUGGAUUUUGAGUCAUGGUUUGGUGUGCAAGACGGGUAUCGGCAGGACUUUGCCAGGCAUGAUGUUUCUUUUUCGCACUACCUAUUUAAUAUAUCGAUGGAGUUGCACAUAGGGUUCAUUCGGGGGUAGGCGUCUUUUUCAUGAUUGAUUACGAGUUGGUUUAAGUGCUCGAGCCAUAGGGUUAGUUAGAUAUAUGACUAUUGAACGCUUCUUAAUUAGAAUUGUCAUCAGGUCGUGUAGUUAUUGUGAAGUGUCUGAGGGAGGUUCAAAACAUGGGCGACAUUUUGAGGACAUCAAUGGCAUAGUGAUGGAAGAACAUACAACCCAGUCAGAUACUAUCACUUUGGGCAUUGAGGCGUGUCUCGCUACUCCAUUCCCUCAAUUGAUUGAUCUCUCAAGGUGUAAGCUUGGGAUAUAGAAAAUAAAUAACCUAAGAGCAGGUAUAAUGGCAUAAAAUGACAAAACUAUUCUUAGUCCAUGGCCACUCGGAUAGCCGUAACAUCUCCUAAAAGUCCUUGAUAUCUUGAAAGAUAUGCUCAAUAGGAGUUACCAUCCCAAACCCCUCGUUACCAAAGGACUGACGGAUCUUGAUUCCUGCAGAAUACAGCCAAAUAACCUUCCCAUCUAUAUCGAAGACAACCGAGCCUGAAUCACCCUUCGCACAAUACGUCCGUUGCAUGCAGCCGCUGUCUGGUUGGUAGAUAUAUUCGGCUGUUUCGGAAUCCCCGUCUCUCAGAUGCUUAUCUUCCGCCAUUGCGCAGGCGAUUCUAUUCCGAUGAUAUAUCCCGACUGUAGGGCCAUUGGCGGCACUUAGCUUCCAAACAUACAAAUUAUUAGGGCCAUCAGAUUGGCGUUCUUCGAGAAGGCUUCCAUCUAAUCUAUAGGGCGAAGCUGGAACACCUCCAUACUUCUGUUUCCAAGCUGACCACGACGGUAGACGGUUGGAUCCUUGUCGGUGCUCGGCGACGUCAAUCAAGGCCCAAUCGAGUCUUACCUUGUGUCUAUCUCCGUCAACGGAGACCCUGCGCAUGUAGCCAGAAGCAGCAAACAAUGUACCAAGAGCGUAUUUACCAUCGUUGAAAAAGGCAACUUUCUUCUGCAUUCCAUCCCUGCCCCCUGAACCCUCUUCCGUAGCCAGUCUAUCGUUUCCUGGGUUCUAUUAUUCGUGGUGGUUUGCAGCUUGGCCUCCAGUUCGCCACUUAUUCGAUUCUCCUCUUCAGUUUGAACAGCAAUGUGCCGAAUGGUAAAGUUGUGUUUAACCCGAGACGGACUUUCAAAACGUGGAGGUGUUGCGCUGUGACCAGGAGCGUAUCCCUUUAAAUCGGCAUUCCAACACUCGCUGUUGGGUUCCGGCGGUGCAGGCUUUGAUCCUUCACCAACGAUCUCAAAGCGAAAGCCUGGCAGAGCAGGCCGAACUGCAUGAUAGCUAAUGAGGGCAUACCGUUUCCAAGCUGGGUUGCUCUUCGUUUUAAUUUCGAUGAAGCAGCCUAUAGUUCCAAAUCCAACAGCGAUCUUAGAUUCGUCGCUGCUGGAUGUAUCUGCUCCAAAAUCGUCGCCUGGCUUUAUAGCCUGCUGAUAGUCGCCAUCAAAAAGCUUGCCCUCUAAACAACCUUUCUGGGCAACACCGCUAUCAAAUGUUGGCGGUAAUAUGUCGAACGAAUAGCUCGCCUCGGCGUUAUGUUCAACGUGGACUUGAACAUCCGUCCAUCCUCGCUUGUAUCUGUCGAUGUUGGCUUUGAUAUCGGCAAUAACCUCAAGCCACCCUGUCUCGUCGGAACUGUAGUCGACUGCGAUGUAUAUCGUAAUCGACCCACAGUAAUAGAGUAAGCAAAUAGCCAACAUGGAACGCUCUGUUGCUUUGAAAGCUUCGAGUCUCUGAUGCACGAGGGCUCUGACAUCAUCCCAUGAGUCGCAAAUGUCAUCGCGAUCGUCGACUGGGCGAUAGUAAAUCGUCCGACCAUGUUCAGACCCUUGCAUAUCGAUGUGAAUACUAUCGUAAGCAACGUAUGAAUCCUUAAGCAUAUGGUAUAAUGUUAAGGCAACUUCUCGGACAGCUGUUUCCCAGAGGCCUUGCUUGUUUUCAGACCAUGACGAAUAGAUGGCAAUCGUCGGGACACAGGUAUCAGGUUGUGAGGCCAUAUAUUGGUUCUCAAGCCAUAUUUCGGUUAUAUCAUCU